Messenger RNA from Helobdella robusta, 1922 nucleotides. RefSeq lists its product as hypothetical. The record is from RefSeq and is a predicted model, not a curated record. NCBI's taxonomy places the organism in Eukaryota, Metazoa, Annelida, Clitellata, Rhynchobdellida, Glossiphoniidae. Gene Ontology annotation, molecular function: SH3 domain binding. The coding region runs from base 331 to 1509 and encodes 392 amino acids. Gene Ontology annotation, biological process: signal transduction. The transcript is spliced from 15 exons.
AAUUACCACAUAUAGAACGUGUACUGGGAUAUUAUCUUGAAAACCAGAAUAAGAUUUAAUGUCAGAUGAAAUUUGACUGAUUUUUAUCUUUAAAUAAUCUAAAAAACAGAUUAAUUAUUAUUUAUCAAAAUAAUGAUAUUGUUUUAUAACUCAAGGCAAAAAGUUAUUUUUAUACGUAAUCAGAUUACUUCCUAGUUUACCUUUCGACAAAAGAGAAACGCUCUGCUUUGCACAUAAAAUAAACGGAAGCACAAACAUUACAAUUGCAUUGAUAACAAAGAUGAACUGAACUGGCUGUUACCUCCGGUACCAUAAGCUAAUUGUUAGUUUAUGAAAAUGGAAAACAUAGAAGAGAAGUUAGAUUGCCCGAAACCAACCAAAAAUAAAACCUACAAAGAGCUGAGCCAAAAUGGACACAGUGGGGUGCUUAUGCAAAAAGAUACAAAGUUUUUCAACUGCAUACCAUGUUGGAACAAGAAAUUCGUUGUGGUAUCUGAAAGUUGUGUGUAUCUUUUCAAAAAUGAAAAUGAUCGUUCUUAUGAAAAAGCAUUUUCGUUAUUUGGUUACAGACAGGUUGCAAGAGCUGAUGAAGCAUCCACAAAAUCUGGCCCAUUCCCUUUUAAGAUUUCCUACACUUUGGAUGAAGUGGAAAAGUUUAAGUACUUCAGCGCAUUAGAUAACAAUGAAAGAAACGUUUGGAUGAAAGUGUUGAAAAAAGAAUUGGUUAAAGCACACAAACUGAGUUCUUUUGAAACAAUGUCGACGACAUCAAGUGACAGUGGGAUAUUUGACACAGAAACACCAAUAUCGACAAGCGAUUACUUUGAUCGCUAUAAACGGAGGAGUGACCUACACGCCGAUGAUUCAGAUUUAGAAAGAGAAUACUCGUACAUAACAGAACAUGAUGUGAAACCGAUCAUUAAAAAUAAACCGAAUUCAUGUUCGAUGACUAUGUCUCCUCCAGCGAGGAUUUUCGAUAAUAAAACAAGAAGCGUCGGAGGGAGCAGCAGCAGCAGCAGGGUGCCACCGCCCCUGCCUCCAUUCAUCUUACCGGACUCACCAACUUUUAAAUCUCCAAUCAAAAAAUCAACAUCCAAUCAAAUCAAUCGACCUGAUCCAUCAACGAGAAAUGCGCCAGGUGAAAAUACGUCUACGACGCAAAAUGCAGAAAGUUCGAAAAUAAGGUUUCCUGUCAGCGAAAAACUAAAUUUUGAGAAGCAAGCCAGAUGGGACGGCCAUGCAGCCGAAGGAAAAAAAUAUUUAGUACAAUAUGGAGCAGAAGGAACAUACAUGAUCAGAAAAAGCGAAAAAAAUUUUGAUGUUUUAGAAGUCAUAUCUGAGUAUCAACCAAGGAAAUUCAAAAUUUUUCAAGGCGAAAAUUAUGUAACACUAGAUGGCGAGAAAAAAUUUGAUUCGACCAACAAAUUGAUCCUUCAUUACAAAAACAACGACCUGCCAAAGAGAAGAACGAAACUCACUUGUCCGAUCAGCGAAAGAUUGCCAGGAUAGCACUGCAGCGCGUAGAACUUCAUGAACAUUUGAAUUUUUUGAGUUUUAAAAUUAUUUUCUUGCAAUAACUAGUUAUUUAUUAAAUUUGUUUAUAUAUAAACUUUUCUUGUCAAAACCGAGGUAAACAACCGAUUAUUCGUACCGCUUAUGUUCAGCUGUGAUUCAUAUUCUAUAGUGGAUAAUGCCAUCGUCAAAAUUUAGAAAAAUUUGACAAACAUAGUUACAGAAAACCAUAGCCUGUAACCUAUAUAGAAAACUUGUCCAAAAUUGAUAGACUUGAAAUCGUGCUCUACAAAUAUAAAAAUUCUUAUUAUAUAUUAAAUACCUAUUUAUAAUAUUAUAUAAUUUAAUUUAUUUAUAUGAUUGUACAAUACCCACGCGGUUUAUCACGUUUUGAAGCUUCUUACGCUCAA